Messenger RNA from Saccostrea cuccullata (small rock oyster), 1848 nucleotides. Its product is annotated as probable serine/threonine-protein kinase pats1. NCBI's taxonomy places the organism in Eukaryota, Metazoa, Mollusca, Bivalvia, Ostreida, Ostreidae. The coding region runs from base 1 to 1848 and encodes 615 amino acids. The transcript is spliced from 6 exons. Gene Ontology annotation, molecular function: GTPase activity. Gene Ontology annotation, cellular component: endomembrane system. Gene Ontology annotation, biological process: intracellular protein transport. The record is from RefSeq and is a predicted model, not a curated record.
AUGAUAGGCAAGGACGCAGUGAAGAUCUACAGAUCAAGACUAAUGAUCGUGGGAUGUGCAGGCGCAGGAAAAACCACUCUUCUGGAAAGGCUCCUAAAUCGAGAUUUAGUUGAAUUUCCUGAGACUAAGUCAACUGUUGCUCUAGACACCCAUGAGAGUAUAUUCAAAAUAUCUGAGGAAACAAACAAAAUGAUCGCAAUCAGUGGAAAUUAUCCCGACAAAAAUGAGAAAACAUUGAGUGUUACAGACUUUGCUGGACAGAGUGCAUAUUAUGCUUGUCAUCAGGUUUACCUAUCAAGGAGAGCGUUGUAUAUACUUGUUAUUGACUUGUCAAAAGAACCAACUGAGCUGGUAUCACCAGAGAAGACAUUUUCCAGAGAAGCAUUAUUUGACAACUGGACAUAUAGAGAUUACUACAAAUUCUGGAUGGAGUCCAUCAGCACAUAUUGUGAUAAAACGAGUCCAGUCAUCUUAGUCGGUACCCACAAGGAUCUCGUCAGUGAGCAAACAGAGAAGUGCAAAACUAAGUUUGAGAGGUUCGACAACUUUCUUUCACAACUCCCAGAUGUUAAUCAAUUGCAAAAACAUCUCCAUAGAAAGAACUACUUUGAAUUAGGAAAACCGGGAGAAAGCAGAGAUGAAAUGGAAAGAUUGGAAAAGUGUAUUGUCGAGAUGAUACAGAAACAAUCAACCUGGGGCGAAAUAUUACCAAAACAAUGGGAUGACUUUGAUCGGAAAUUAGGCAGUUUCAAAACUGAACGACUAAUAACUUAUUUGAAACUAAUCCAUUCAAACAAAUUUAAGACUCUUAUUCCGGAACAAAAUGAAGAUAUCUUGGACAUGCUACGAUUCUAUCAUGAUUGUGGUAAAAUUCUAUUUUUCAAUGAAAUAGGUCUUUCAGAUUUUAUAAUCCUUGAUGUCCAAUGGUUUGUCAAUGCAUUUAAGAAUGUUAUAACUGAUAAAAACCACAGAACACGAGUCACAAUGAAAGAAUGGACCUCUUUUAAUGAAACAGGAAUGCUAGAAGAUGAUCAUAUUAUAACAAUUUGGACGGAGUUGGGAUUACAUGAAAUGAUUCUUUAUAAAGAUCAGGUUUUGUUAUAUAUGCAGCGACUUGGCCUGAUCGCGGUUGGGAAUGAAAAUCUUUAUGUACCAAGUGUGAAUAAACUAGAACUGGCAGAUAACGAUUUUGAACAAAUUGAAAAUUCUAAGCAUACUAGCAUUUUAAAAUUUAAAUUUCCGCAAUUUUUACCACAUUUUUAUUUCUAUAGACUUGUUGUAGCAAGUAUGGGACACUGGAAAGCACAAGAAGAUGGUAAACUUCCGCUGCUUUUCAAAAACGCUGCCUUUCUAAAGUAUACAGACAAUUGCCAUCGAAUAGUCUUGGGUGUAAGCAGUUCACAAAUUCACCUUCAGAUAUAUAAUUGCAACUCAAAACCAUUGGAAGCAAAUGCUAUCUUGGAUAUUCGCUGUAAGAUUGAAUCAUUUUUGGAACAACUAACGCAAACCUUUCAUAAGCCGGUUGAAUAUUUUCCCGGAUUCACGUGCAAAUCAACCAAUGUCACAGAGGAAAGCGAGGAUGCUGUUUUCAUUCGUGAGUCAGAAGCUGUAGAAAUUUAUUUAGCUGAUCCUUCUGAGUCAUCUUCAUUAUGUCCAAAACAUGAUAGAAAUCUCCAUUAUCUAAGCUGGAAACAAAUGCUUAUGUACUGGAGAAAGGAAAAUGACCAAGAGCACAAAAAAAGUCAGCGUUUAUUUUCCAGGAGAUCAGACUUGGUAAAGCGAAGAAAUAGAUAUGUUAAAUGGAAAAAGGAUGCAGAGGAUGUUGAAACAUGGGAAUAUUCUGAUUGA